AUGUCGGCUCCCUUAGUGAAAAUUAAAACAUUUUUCCAAAAAUGUGACUGUUGGGCCGCCAGACUGUCCUACCAAUAUGUUGGUCUCAGUCUACAGAAUGGAGUCUCCACGCUGCCAGCUUGUAAGGCCGUUUGUGAGAACCUGGCCACUUGUGUCCUCAUAAACCUAGACUCCAGCGUCAGCCCUCCGACAUGCUGGGUGCAGGAAACAGGCGGCCUCAACAACAUCACUAACGACAACUUUCUGCCAAAUGCCGCCGUCACCAGCUUCCAAUUUAAUCGGACCUGUCGCGCCCUCGUAUCCGAGUUGUGUUGGAGCGCCAGUCAGAACACUCGCUACAUCGGACUGACUCAACAGACGACCAUUUCAACGGAGCAAUCGUGCAAGAACUACUGCGCCAGUCUGCCAUUCUGCGUCCUCGUUGACCUCGACUCCAACACCUCACCCUCAACUUGCUGGGUUCAAGCCACGGGGGGUACCAACGAUGUCAAUCAGAACAACUUCAUCCCCACAAACUUCAUCAAUAACUAUCGUUUGAACAGGACUUGUUUGGCGGUUGUUUCACCGAAUGUUACAACAUUAACGACGAGUACAACGACAUCUGGUGGUGUUCCAAGGACCACAUCAGCCGUGGUUACCCCAGGCAACUGCUGGACGGUUAGAAAUCAGACACAAUAUUUCGGCCUGACUCAGCAAAGCAACGUCCUCACGGUGACAGCAUGUUUGGACAUCUGUGCCAGGACCCCUGCUUGCCUCAUCGUCAACUUUGACACUUCCACUGCCCCCUCCACCUGCUGGAUUCAAACAACAAGUGGCCCCCUGGUGCAGAGUAGCUUCCAGGAACAACCCUUUGUAACCAGUUUUAUUCUGGAUAGAAACUGUUUGGCUCAGAUAACAUCGACAACAACAAGUUUAACACAAACGACGACAACUCAAACAUCUCCUCUCCUACUUGCAUGUUGGACCGCCUACAACCGCACACUAUAUAUUGGAUUGGAACAAUCUGGCAUCACAAAUCUAAACGAUUGCCUUCUUCGUUGUCAAACUUUGAGUCAGUGCUUCAUUGCCGAUUUUGAUCUCGCUACCAAUCCACCUUGUUGGCUAAAAACCGAUUCGAGUCCAUUUAAUUCAAGCAACGUUAUUACCGGUGUUGACGGAAUUACGGACUACCGACUGAACAGGUCGUGUUUGUCCAGAGGUGGAUUCUGUUGGAAUCGAUACCCCAACACUAGAUACCUCGGACUUCAAAACGUAAACUACAACACUGUAGACGACUGCAAAAACUAUUGUUUCAGCCAAGCAAAUUGUUUCAUUAUGAAUUUCGACACGUCAACAUCACCCCCCUGCUGGGUUCAAGCCGAUGGAACGUUCGAUCCUCAGAACACAUUGACCAAUCAACCAACAGUGGAUGGUUAUAAGUUGGAACAAAACUGCACGAUUCCAAGCAACAAAUCCAAUCUUUGCUGGUUUGACUAUCCGCAAACAAGAUCUAUCGGGCUAACCAAUGUAAACUAUUACACGCUAGAACAAUGUAGACAGUUCUGUCAGAACUCAGCAGUGUGUUACGUUUUCGAUUACGAUGUUGGCACGACACCUCCUUGCUGGGUACAGACAGAAAUCGGCUUCAAUCCCAAUAACCUGCAAACAAAUGUUCCAUCCGUAACACAUUACAGACUGCAAUUUUGUACUGGAAGCACAUCUACAACAGUGUCCGUACCGAUGACCGUCAUACCAAAGUUGAGAUUCUGUUGGAACACAUACGCACAAUCUCGUUACAUUGGCCUACAACAAGUCAAUUUCUACGACAUCAAAUCCUGCCAGGACUAUUGUUUCAACUUGGCAGCAUGUUACAUAAUGGACUUUGAUACAAAUUCGCAGCCUCCGUGCUGGGUUCAGACUUCUGGAACCUUCGAUUCGAAUUUCGUUAUUACUAAUCAACCAACAGUCACUAAUUUCCGACUGGAGACCUGUCCUAAUGUUACAAGUGAGAGUCUUGUAGCGAAUUUUGUCAUUUUUUCAAAUGCUAAAUAA
Messenger RNA from Helobdella robusta, 2031 nucleotides. RefSeq lists its product as hypothetical. The transcript has 9 exons. Bases 1 to 2031 code for a protein of 676 amino acids. The record is from RefSeq and is a predicted model, not a curated record. NCBI's taxonomy places the organism in Eukaryota, Metazoa, Annelida, Clitellata, Rhynchobdellida, Glossiphoniidae.